Messenger RNA from Musa acuminata AAA Group (dessert banana), 932 nucleotides. RefSeq names its product F-box protein PP2-B1-like. Lineage: Eukaryota; Viridiplantae; Streptophyta; Magnoliopsida; Zingiberales; Musaceae. The record is from RefSeq and is a predicted model, not a curated record. The transcript has a single exon. The coding region runs from base 215 to 790 and encodes 191 amino acids.
UAGAUCCAUUUGACGUACUCAUUUCUCUAUAAUGCUGCAUGCUUGAGCUUCUUGUCACGGGUGAUUGAAAUGGCUGAUCAGUGGACAAGUCUCCUGAUGCCUAGGUUGUGCUCCUUUAUUGAAUCAUGUUGGACAUGCCUGCCUGCUUGAUGUAGUCUAAUUAGAUCCAUUUAUAAGCAAUACCGCAUGCUAUCUGUGUUACAGCCUCAUUGGUAUGCUAGACUGCAUAGCCCAGCUAAUAGAUUACAUGAUUGUUGAUGGUAACUUUCCCCGUGGAAGGUUUGCGGAGGUUGCUGAACUGACCAGCGUAUGCUGGUUGGAGAUUCGUGGCAAGAUCGAAAGUAGAAUGCUUUCUCGGAAAACAGCCUACGCUGCCUAUCUCAUCUAUGAUACCGCCAAUUAUGCAUUUGGUCUCAACCAUCCGUCCCAAGAAGCAUCAGUGAAGGUUGGAGUGCAUUCGUCGACGAAACUGGUUUGUUUGCAGCCUACAGACAUGCUCAGCCGUAGGCAUGCCCAGAGGGCCAGUGCUUUGUGCUAUCGCAAGGAAGCCGAAGAAGUGGAUGGAGACUCAAAGGAAGCCGAAGAAGUGGAUGAAUCCGCAGAGGAAGUCGAAGAAGUGGAUGGAGCCCCCCAAGCAAGGAACGAUGACUGGAUGGAGCUGGAGCUGGGUGAAUUCUACAUCGACGAAGGAGAUGAUGGGGAGGUUAAGAUACGCUUGUUGGAGGUGAAGGGAGGCCACUGGAAGAGGGGUCUGAUCAUAGAGGGAAUUGAAAUACGGCCUAAACAGUAGGUGAAAUCUUCGAGUGAUCAUAAAAAAUUUGUCUAUUUGCUUUCACUUUUGAUGAUCAAGAAGAUAUGUUGGAGGUUAAGUUUGCAACUGUAAGCAUGCUGAUGUAACUGCGUUUCUUGUAUAGGAUUUGUUGCUUGGACAA